UUAUAUCGAUGGCUUAGAAGUGAAACCUCGUAAGUCGUAAUUUUCCUCAAUUGUGAUAUGGAUGUGUUAAUUUGUAGAAAAAUCAGCUGCUUCGAACUAGAUUAACCUCGUAAAUCAGAAAAAUUAUUUAGUCUGAAAAAUAAGCAAUCUAAAAAUACCUCGUAUGUGAGGUAUCAAGAAGGCACUGCAAAUGAAUGGAGUAACCUCGUAAGUAACAGAGAUCCUGUAUGAAUCUAAUGGUGCAGUCUGUGUCUUGAUGUAGCUGUCUGGUUUUCGUUACAUUUCUAGCCUAUUCAAUCAGAAAAUAUGGAUCCUCUUGAAACCAGCCAACAGAAUCUGAUGGGUGUAGACCUGGAUGAUGAUGGAUGGAUCGAUGAUUGGAUGAGUGAUCUACAUAAUUGCCCUUCUGCUCAAAUAGAAUUAACUGAGAAUGGAACUUCAAGAGCAUCUUUAAUUCCACACAAUUGCAGCUCAAGCCCACACAAAACUUGUGAAAACGUCACUGAGGAAACAUGCAUAAGAGAAGAUGAAACUGCCUAUUAUAAAAUUGUUGACAGUGAAGAUAUCUCAUCAUGGAUGCUACUACUUUUCUGCCAGUCAAUCCUGAAAUAGAAGCUGACAGACCUUCAAGAACAGCUUCAACCCCAACAAUGACUACUUGUACAAGUAAUUUAGAUGAAGAAAACAGUCGUGAUUGUAACUUUUUGGAAUCUUGUAGUUCUAUUGAAAUUGAACACAGUUACAGUUCAAGUCCAAACAAAACUUGUAAAAAUAAUAACAUCGACAUCAUGGAAGAGAUUAUGAAAGAGCCUGGAACUGGAAAUUGCCAAAUUGUGAUUAAUAAAAAUAAUGAUGUCAUCGUGGAAGAAAGUAUAAAAGAAUCUGAAACUGCCUGUGACCAAAUUUCUUCAUUUCUGCCUCAAGAAACCAAUAUUAAUCUAUGUGAUGAAGAAUAUGGAAGUAAUGAUGAAGCAGCUGCAGAUGAUCCAGAUUAUGUUGUAUCAGAACAAAGCUCUUUAGAUGACAUCAUUGAUGUGAAUCAAGAAGAAUUAAUUGAAAAUAAUGCUUUGGGUAGGUUCAUCAAUAAAAGAAAUAGAAAAGGCCAAGCAAAACGUGAAGAGUGGUUUGAUUCCAAAAAUAAAAAGCUCCGUGAACAAGGGAAACAAUACACUGGAUGGAAAAAAGAAGAAAGUGGGAAAAGUAAAAGAGGAAAAGAGAGAAAAUCAAGAAAAUUAGGACCAAGAUGCCAAGGUAGGGGAUGUCAAAGAUCUGGGAGAACCUGUAAUGAAGUUUCAAAUGAUGAGAGAGAAACUAUUUUCAGAGACUUCUGGACAAAUUUAUCUUGGGGUCAGAAAAAGACCUAUAUUGCCUCAUUGGUGAGCUGUGGAAUGAAGAAGAGUGUCAAGAAUCCAGGAGCAGCUUCAAGGCGGAAGUCAACAUUAACAUACACUGUUAAAACCACAAAUGGUGUAGUUCAUAAAGUUUGUAAACCCUUUUUCUUAAAUACCUUCGCUUUAGGGGAGUGGACAGUCAAGAAUUGGGCAGCAGAUUCCACCAAUGCUGCUCAAGGGCAUGCAAUCACACCUGCAAAAGUAGCUAGACCAAGAAGAGGGCUUGGUGAGAAUAACCCAAGAGCUGCAGCAAAGCUGAAUGAAUUUUUGGACAACAUGCCCAAACUACCAGCUCACUAUUGUAGGAGGGACUCUUCAAAGCUGUAUAUUGAGCCAGUAUUUGGAAACCGAAUGGCAGAUGUCUAUGCAGAAUAUAAAAGGCAGUGUGAAAAUGAUGAAGAACCAAUAAAACCGUUGUCCACAUGCACAUUUUACAAGAUAAUCCAUAGCAAAAAACUAUCAUUUCAGCAGCCAAAAAAAGACAGAUGUGACUUUUGUGUUGCAAAAGAUGCUGGACUAAUCAGUGAAGAAGAUUACAUUGAACAUGUUAAAUUGAAAGAUAGGGCCAGACAAGAAAAAGCUGAUGACAAGCUGAAAGCUGAUGAAGGUUCUCUAUUUGUCAUUAGCCAAGAUGUCCAAGCAGUGAAGGUGUGUCCAAGUUUAAAUGCAUCAGCUCUAUACUUCAAAACAAAAUUAGUCUGUCACAAUUUUUCAAUUUAUGAGAUGAAGUCUCAUUUUGCAAAAUCAUUUUGGUUCAAUGAGACACAAGCUGACUUAUCAGCAUCAACCUUUGCCAGCUGUGUAAUAGACUUUUUAGAGAAUCGGUGGAAUAAAGAUGAGAAGACUCCUAUUGUUAUUUGGAGUGAUGGUUGCACUAGCCAAAAUAGAAAUGUGAUAAUGGCAAAUGCUCUGUUAUCUUUCAGCAAGGAACAUGAUGUUGAAAUACAACAAAAGUUUUUGGAAAAAGGCCAUACUCAGAUGGAAGUGGACUCAAUACAUGCCAUGAUUGAAAACAAAAUCAACAAUCAGCCAAUCCACUUACCAAGUGACUAUAUAAGGCUGGCAGCAUGUGCCAGAUCAAAUCCAAGCCCUAUUGAACAAAAGGAACUCACCUACGACUUUGUGAAAAACUUUGCUAAGGCAGACCUAUUGAUGUAUGAUAGUAUUAGACCUGGUAGAAAACCAGGUGAUCCUGUGGUGACAGAUAUAAGAGUGAUUCGCUACAAAGAUGGUGAGAUUUCAGUCAAAACAAAAUCAUUUGAUAAUGAAUUUCUUGCUAUUCCUCAAAGAAAACGGAGGAACACUGUUGCUAAAUUAGCUCAAUUCAAACAACUACACAAAGAACCACUAAAAAUAACAAAAACUAAAUGGACCCACUUGCAGCAACUUAAAUCAGUGAUACCUACAGACUGCCAUCCAUUCUAUGAUACUAUAGCUUAUGAAUAAAUUAGAUAAGGGCUUUCAUCUUUGAAAUUUUAUUUUGAUAAGUUUUUUUUACUGAUAAUGGCAUGUAUGGAGUCCACUUCCAUCUGAAUUGUUGGCCCUAUCUAUGACUUAUUUACUAUUAUUUCUAUUUUUAUUACUUGUUACUAUAAUAUUAAUUAAUAAUAGACAUACUUCAUUUGACAUUGAUGACAUGCUCUCUUUUUCAUUUUAAUUCGAUUUUUUGCAAGAAUUCAUUAAUUUUGGUUAUUGUAUGAGGCCUAUAAAUAACCACCAUUAAAGUCUGCUGAAGUUUUGUUUUGUCCAAUCAUGAAACAAGCAUUUUACUUUGAGGUUUUGUAUUGAAAAUUUUUAUGUAAAUGACUAUGUAUUACUUGGCGCUUUAGUAUUUAAUAUCUUAGUAUGAAUGACCAUGUAUUAGUAUAAAUGACCAUUGGUGUACUUAUAUUGACAUGAAUUCUCUUUUAUUUUUAAUUAUUUUUUUGAAAUGAUAUGCUCAUUAAAUUUGGUUAUUGUUUGAGGCCACCGUUGAAGCCUGCUGAGGAUUAGUUUUGUGUUGUCCAACCAUAAAGCUUGCAUUGUAUGAUUUUUACUUGGAAGUUUAGUAUUCAAUGUCUAAGUAUAAAUGAUGAGCAUGUAUAACUUCAGACUUAUAACUUUUAUUUUAUAAUAAUUUGAGAUACUGUGCUUCCUUUUAUAUGGACAUGCUUUCUUCUUUUAUUUUCAUUGCAAUAAUGUGUUCAUCAACUCAUGUUACUGUAUGAGGCCUAUAAAUACCAUUGAUGCCUGCUAAGGUUUAGCUAUGUGUUAUCCAAUCAUGUAACCAUGCUUUGAUGAUUUAUUUUUAUUGAAAGUUAGGAUCCAAUAGCCUAAUAUAAAUGUCAAUGUAACUUUGUACUGAAAAUAUUGUCUAAUAAUAAUAAUGAUUGACAAACUUUAUAUUUUCAUACAUUUUUAUCACCAUAGCUAUAAGUUAAUAACAACCCGAUGUAUUAAUAUUGCAGCUUCAUGUACUUAAUCUGUUUAUAGAUAGAUUUCGAAUAAAAAUUUUGAGAUCCAAUAAAAUUGUGCUUCAUUAUUAUAAAUAGUACCAUUUACAUUAUUCUAUAAUGGUCAACAACAAUGUUUUAAGUUGAAUUGUGAUUCCUUGUAACUAAAGCCAGAUGAAAAGUGAAAACUUGUAAGACCUCGUAAGUCGUCAUUUUCAAGAUGUGUUACCUCGUAAGUCAUCUAGAUAAUAUAUACACCCACAAAAUCAAUAUCAAACAUUAUAACUUAAUACUGUGAUGAGCUUAUGUAAGUUUAAAAUGAAAAUAUAAACGUUCAAUCAAUAAAUG
Messenger RNA from Nilaparvata lugens (brown planthopper), 4171 nucleotides. RefSeq lists its product as uncharacterized. NCBI's taxonomy places the organism in Eukaryota, Metazoa, Arthropoda, Insecta, Hemiptera, Delphacidae. The transcript is spliced from 2 exons. The record is from RefSeq and is a predicted model, not a curated record. The coding region runs from base 573 to 2837 and encodes 754 amino acids.